ACUUGUAGAGCUUCUCUGUGAGCUCAGUUGUCCAUCUACUGGGUUACACUGUGCUUUGUCGGAAUCUAACUCAGGGGUAUCGCCAAACACUUAAAUAAUACCGAGGCCGAUGUAAUCGAUGAUCUAUAAAUUCCGGUGCAUCUUGCCGGUAGAUGGGGGAUUUGGAGCAAUGGCCCAUUAUGAAGUAAGUCGUCGCGAUCACUAGGUAUAGUUAUCAUGUCCUGGAAGCUGGUAAAACAGGUACCUUAUAGUAAGACAUGUUUAAAGAAAGUGUUCUUACUAACAUUGGUGAUUAUUUCCGGUUGCGUCAGCGUCAGCAUAACUCUCAUAGCUUAUUCCAACCCUUAUCUGCUCGAAUCCUGUCAAACGAAAAUUUGCCAUACCGAUUGUAUGCAUCCUCAUUCUCAAACUUAAUAACCAUUUUCAUCACACACGCCAAACAGUAAUUAAAUCAAUUUCACAUUUCACAUUUAUACUACUUAGGAUGUUUCAAAGAGCACUGACAUUCCCUCUCAAUAUCGACAAGCCGACAACUGGAAACAGGAACAAGACAUGGACGAUAGCUGAAAUAUGCCCAUUCUCUAACGCGGAACAGAAGCGAGUGUGCUAUCCAAACCUGGAACCAUGGACACCACGAGAUGGACAACGGAACCUGUCUGGCGAGUUAGAAAAUACUAUCAAAGAGCUAAGAACAAGGGAUGGGUUUUUAGGGUCUAGAGAAAGUCUACGAGAGAAGUGGUCCAUUAAGUUUGAAGCCGCCAAUAGACGGAUGGAAGGGUCUAAUAUAGCUGCCGUGCCGACUAUCAUGGUAGUGGCCUGGGACGAGAACGACCGCGAAUAUAAUGCCGAGGAUGAGCAGUUGUGGGACGAGGCAUGCAAGGACAUAGUCAACUUCCUGAGAGAUAACGGCGCUGCUUAUUUCGGAGUUGAGAUAAUACACUGGGACAGGCUAGAUUAUCAGGUUGUGACAUGAGCUUGCACUUACAUAUUUACGUCUUUCCCAACGUUUACAGAGAUGGGAAAGGGGGAUAUUGGAUAUUGGACUAACGUCGAGAGGAUCGACGAUACAUUCUAUUUUAUGAAUUUAAUAUUAAUGCUUAAACCGAUUUCA
Molecule: messenger RNA, 1111 nt
Organism: Daldinia decipiens
Lineage: Eukaryota; Fungi; Ascomycota; Sordariomycetes; Xylariales; Hypoxylaceae
Exons: 1
Coding region: 485-973 (162 amino acids)
Source: RefSeq, a predicted model, not a curated record